UCUCCCCGGCGUGAUACAUUCUUCACUGGAGCUUGCAUAUGCUUGCACAGCUACUUUCUGUGGCGUGUUGGCAGUAAAGGAUCGAGAGGGAAAAAGACGACAUGGCUGGCAUCGUGCUCCAAACCGAGGGAGGAAGCGGCGGGAUUGUGAUCGACGAUGACUGGCCGGGUUACAGUUUAGAACUCUUCAGCUAUCCUGCACACUACGCAGGAGACCUGGAAUGCGUGGUGGUUCCACACGGAGUCAUCAUGGACAGAACGGAACGUCUCGCCCGAAACAUCAUGGAUGACCUGGGGGACCAUGACAUCGUGGUCCUAUGCGUGCUCAAAGGGGGCUACCAGUUCUGCGCAGACCUGGUGGACAAGAUCAAGGCGUUGAGCUGCAGCUCGGACCGCACCAUCCCCAUGAGGGUCCACUUUAUACGUCUCAAAAGCUACCUGUACAGCAUUGACAAAGACUAUAAAAAUGGGACCCAUAACCUCCCUGCUUGGCACUCAGCAACAAAGGGUUGGAGUUGGGGGUUAAAUCACCAAAAUGAUUCCCGGGCGCGGCGCCGCUGCUGCCCACUGCUCCCCAAGGGGAUGGGACAAAUGCAGAGGACAAAUUUCACCACAUCUAGUAAUGACCAGUCGACAAAAAAUAUUCACAUACUUGGAGCAGAGGACUUGUCGUUUUUACAAGGAAAGAACGUACUGAUCGUGGAGGGCAUAAUCGGCACCGGUAAGACCCUGAAGGCUCUCCUGAAGCACGUCGAGGCCUUCAAGCCCAAAAUGAUCAAAGUUGCCGGAUUGCUGGUGAAGAGGGUGCCUCACAACACUGCACGCCUCCCACACUACGUCGGCUUUGAGAUACCCGAUCGCUUCGUGGUGGGAUACGCGUUGGACUACAACGAGUAUUUUAGAGACCUCAACCAUAUCUGCGUGAUCAGCGAAAGUGGCAAGCUGAAAUACAAGAUGUGAGGGAAGGAGUCGUGGUCUCACACAUUUCCGCCCUCUUACAGCUGCUAUGGGGGCAUUUGUCCUCUGAUGUCAUGGUUCAACAUUCCAUAUGUGAUGCUGCUGUUUAAGCUGUGGUGGAAUUCCUCAUACAGUGGAACCUCGGAAGGUGGAACAUCAAGCUUGGAAACAAUAUAUCUCAUUGGGAAUGGUCUGUUCCAGGGUCAAACUUGCCACCAUAAAUCUUUUAUCAACUGCACGGACAAGUUUUAAUGUAACAUUUUAUCCUGCCUUUAAUGACCACUGACAAAGACACAAUGCCUCUCAAGUGUUAGUUUUUAACUGUUUAACUUGUCACACAAGUUAAUUGCUGUCAAAACAAUCAAAAUACCUUAGAGUUAUGGCUUGCGGUCAAAAUGUUUUGGGAGACAUGCUAGCAUACCCGUAACACAAGUAUCCUAAACGUUUAAUAAUCAUUAGGAAAAUGUUCAAUAACUUAUGAACUUUUAGUUGUCAAGCUACAGUACGCUCUUGUGAAUGGUGGCCAUGUUUUACAAUCAAAUGUUACAGACAUGUGCCAGUCCCCCAAAGGCAAGUGCUAAAUUUGGUGAUUCAGCUCAUUUCCCUAAAGUUGCACUUGCCCAGGGGUGUCAAAACUAUUUUUCAUUGAGGGCCACAUCCCAGUAAGGGCUGCUUCAAGAGGGCUGUUAUUUUUAAAUUAAAUCACACUAUGCAUGCAGGUAAUAACCUGUGAUGAAUCAUGAUUAAUUGAAAUGUAUAUGCAUUUGAUUAUUAGAUUUUUUUUAUGUAUAACAUGCUUUAAAAUCACAAAUAAAGGUGACAAGCAGAUAUUUAACUAUUUGUUUUUAUCUCACAAAAAUAGUUUUGCAAUACAGUACGGUAUAUAAUAAUAUAAUUGGUAUGAUCAGAUAAUAUUGAAGUUUAAAAUACACAUUUUUUCUGUCAAAAUUUAAAGAACGAAUGCAUUUAGUAAAAAAAUAUAUUUCUUUAAAUAAGCAUUUUAUUGAAACCUAGUUUUUUCAGGCUGGGCCCCGGUCCUUGAGUUUGACUCCUGUGCACUAGACUGUUUUCUAAAUCUUGUUAAGAUGUGUGGGAAAUUUCAAGUCCAUACAGGGUGUUUAAUAACAGCGCCACAAAGUGGUAUAUUUGUCAGAAAAAUAAUAGCACAGGCAACACAGUAAGGGUGCAUUUUUUAAACACAUUUUCGCCAUUUUGUGUGCAUCGGUUUAUAAGUAGAUUAAUUAUAACCCACGGGGUGUGCUAUUUUUUUUUUCAAGUAGCUAACUUUUUUGGCCAAAAAAUCCAAACGUACAUAGUUGAUACUUUGAUGCUAAUUGAACUGACGUAUGUUGGGUAUUUCUACUUAAUGGAGUAUGGAAGAGUAUGUAGAGGCUUCACUGCAUAGACAAAACUUGCAUGGAAAAGACUGGAAUUCUGCUCUUUUUGCCUUAUAUUAUUGUUUUGCUCAAUGCAGUGUAAGGGACUGGUUGUCAUAACCAGAAAAAUGGAAGUUAAUCCUCUCUAAAUAUGUUUUUAAGUAGAAAAAAUGUAGCAUUUGGAAAUAAAACGAUUGUUGUCUUUUUUAACAUUUCACCAUUGUUCUUGUCAGAACCGUGUAGCAUUUUUAACACAACUGGACCUUUUUUUUGGUAUUCCUUUUUACAUUGAUGUCUUUAAUUGGAUCGACUUCCUUGAGCAACUUUUUGGUGUCAUUGCCAGAUUAAAUGUAUUUUAUAUGUAUUAAAAUGUGACGCCCUCCUAAGAUGUUAUCCUUUUUUCUAUGGACCUUUGUAGCGACUGUUUAUUAUUGUCAAUCAUAUUGUAGAGCAUGUCAGGUCACCAUUACAGGGUGGAAAAACAGAAAUAGGUGCCCCACAAAUGAGCCAAAAAGGCACAAAAGAGUCAUUUGUGUUGAACUGUUGUGCUCUUUGUAUACACCUGACAUAUGACUCUUGGUCUUUAAGCUGGGGACGCUGAGUGCUAUUUAAACAAAACGGUUUUUCACAUGCUGUUUAAGUGGAUUGACAGCAUGACCUUUAUAAAACCGUGACGAUGAUUUCCACAUGGAACCAUUUAACGCUAUAGGACACAGCAUUACUGCAGUAUCUUGGUUUUAGCUGUGACUUUUGACUCAUGGAAGCAUAAGUUAGUAGAAAAACAUUUGCAGUACAUUAUUUAGUAUUGCGGCAUGCUGACAAUGCCAAAUGUUGGAUUACUAAUAUUUACCAUUCGUUUGUUACGACAACAUAUUUUCCUACAAACAACCAAACCAGUGAAAGUGGCACGUUGUGUAAAUCGUAAAUAAAAACAAUACCGUUACUUGCAAAUAAUUUUCUACUUAUAUUCAAUUGAAUAAACUGCAAAGACAACAUAUUUAAUGUUUCAACGGAGAAAUUUUUUUUUUUUUUGCAAAUAAUCAUUAACUUUAAAAAGUUGGCACAGGGCCAUUUUUACCACUGUGUUACAUGGCCUUUCCUUUUAACAACACUCAGUAAAGGUUUGGGAACUGAGGAUACCAAUUUUUUAAGCUUGUCAGGUGAAAUUAUUUUCCACUUUGCAUCAGUCCAUCUUAGAUGAGCUCAGGUCCAGCAAAGCUGGCGGCAUUUCUGGGUGUUGAUAAAUGGCUUUUGCUUUGCAUAGUAGAGUUUUAACUUCCACUUACAAAUGUAGCGACAAACUGUAGUUACCGACAGUGGUUUUCUGAAAUGUUCCUGAGCCCAUGUGGUGAUAUCCCUUACACACUGAUGUCGCUUUUUGAUGCAGUACCAUCUGAGGGAUCGAAGGUCACAGGCAUUCAAUGUUGGUUUUCGGCCUUGCCGCUUACGUGCAGUGAUUUCUUCAGAUUCUCUGAACCUUUUGAUGAUAUUACGGACCGUAGACGGUGAAAUCCUUAAAUUCCUUGCAAUCGCUCGUUGAGAGAUGUUGUUCCUUAACUGUUCGACAAUUUGCUCACACCUUUGUUCACAAAGUAGUGACCCUCAGCCCAUCCUUGUUUGUGAAUGACUAAGCAUUUCAUGGAAGUUGCUUUAAUACCCAAUCAUGGCACCCACCUGUUCCCAAUUAGCCUGUUCACCUGUGGGAUGUUCCAAAUAAGUGUUUGAUGAGCAUUCCUCAACUUUCUCAGUCUUUUUUGCCACAUGUGCGAACUUUUUUGAAACAUGUUGCAGGCAUCAAAUUCCAAAUGAGCUAAUAUUUGAAAAAAAAUAACACAGUUUACCAGUUCGAACGAUAAGUAUCUUGUCUUUGCAGUCUAUUCAAUUGAAUCUAGGUAGAAAAUUAUUUGCAAAUCAUUGUAUUCUGUUUUUAUUUACGAUUUACACAACGUGCAAACUUCACUGGUUUUGGGUUUUGGCUUGUUUUUUUCUGUUAUGUUGCUUCAUCUGUAAACUAUGAGAAAAUAAAGUGCAAACAUACCAAAAACACUCAUAAAAAAACUACUUUGGAUACAUUAUUUGAGAGAUUUUGUUUUAAGUAUGUUUCCUUUCUGCCUCAAUGCCAUGUAUUGUACUUUCAUAUCCUGCUAUGGUAUGAUUAACUAAGUAAACUAUACAGUGUAGUCCAAAGCACAGGGAAUUACUGUCAGCAAAGAUGGAGUAUCUCUCUUGAUGCGCUUACAUAUGCAAAUUAUGUACUCAUACCAGUGGUUCUCAAACUUUUUUCCACCAAGUACCACCUCAGAAAACACUUGGCUCUUCAAGUAUUACCAUAAUGACCAACAUUAAAAUACAGUGGCAUAGUAGGCCUAAACAUUCAUAAGAAAAUAGCAGAGUUUUUAUUGAAAAAGCAUAAUAAAAAAUGUUUGGCCACUGAAACAUUACCCACAGUUUGAACAAUAACGCUUUGUUUAAAUUUUUAAGUGAUUCUUUGGCAUUCCACUAGAUCGAUGGUCAGCAACCCGCGGCUCUAGAGCCACAUGUGGCUCUUUAGCGGCGCCCUGGUGGCUCCAUGGAGCUUUUUCAAAAAUGUAUGGAAAUGGAAAAAAAAUGCGAUGAAAAAUGUUUUUUGUUUUAAUAUGGUUUCUGUAGGAGGACAAACACGACACAAACCUUCCUAAUUGUUGGAAAGCCCACUGUUUAAUAUGUUUGUGCUUCACUGAUGAGAGUAUUUGUAAAGCGCCGUUUUGUCCUACUAAUUUCAGCGGCCCUUGAACUCACUGUUGUGUGGACUGUGACUCAACAGUUUAACAUGUAUAACUUUCUCCGACGCUGCCACAGAAAGACGUGUUUUAUGUCACUCCUUCUUUGUCUCAUUUUGUCCACCAAACGUUUUAUACCGUGCGUGAAUGCACAAAGGUGAGCUUUGUUGAUGUUAUUGACUUGUUAUGGAGUGCUAAUCAGGAAUAUUUGGUCACUGCAUGACUGCAAGCUAAUCCAUGCUAACAUGCUAUUUAGGCUAGCUGUAUGUACAUAUUGCAUCAUAAUGCCUCGUUUGUAGCUACAUUUGAGCUAAUUUAAUUUCCUUUACUUAUGUCCUCUGUGUAUUUAGUUUAUUUUUGUUUCAUGUAUGUAAUAUUGGCUACAUUUCUGAUAUUUGUUUGUGCGCCAUGUUGUUCCAAACCACAGUAACCGUU
This is a messenger RNA of Entelurus aequoreus (snake pipefish), 5526 nucleotides long. It is a transcript of the gene prtfdc1b, whose product is annotated as phosphoribosyl transferase domain containing 1b. The transcript is spliced from 10 exons. Bases 102 to 959 code for a protein of 285 amino acids. NCBI's taxonomy places the organism in Eukaryota, Metazoa, Chordata, Actinopteri, Syngnathiformes, Syngnathidae. Gene Ontology annotation, molecular function: hypoxanthine phosphoribosyltransferase activity; magnesium ion binding. Gene Ontology annotation, biological process: purine ribonucleoside salvage; GMP salvage; hypoxanthine metabolic process. The record is from RefSeq and is a predicted model, not a curated record.